AUGCCCAAAUGUGCAUUGCACAUGGGAAAACACAAACUGGGCAACGGCUUCUGCUGCAGUUUGUCAGAGAUCAGCUGUGCUUCUCUGGCAUCAGCUCUGAAGUCCAACCCCUACCAUCUGAAAUACCUGAACCUGAGUGAAAACAAGCUGCAGGAUUCAGGAAUGAAGCUGCUGUGUGAUUUUCUGGAGUGUCCACACUGCAGACUGAAGACUCUGAGAUUGUGGCGCUGCAGUUUGUCAGAGAUCAACUGUGCUUCUCUGGCCUCAGCUCUGAAGUCCAACCCCUCCCAUCUGACAGAGCUGAGCCUGAGAGGAAACAAGCUGCAGGAUUCAGGAGUGAAGCUGCUGUGUGAUUUUCUGAAGAGUCCACACUGCAGACUGAAGACUCUGGGAUUGUGGGACUGCAGUUUGUCAGACAUCAGCUGUGCUUCUCUGGUCUCAGCUCUGAAGUCCAACCCCUCCCAUCUGACAGACCUGGACAUGGGUGAAAACAAGCUGCAGGAUUCAGGAGUGAAGUUGCUGUGUGAUUUUCUGAAGAGUCCACACUGCAGACUGCAGACUCUGGGGUUGUGGCGCUGCAGUUUGUCAGAGGUCAGCUGUGCUUCUCUGGCCUCAGCUCUGAAGUCCAACCCCUCCCACCUGACAGAGCUGAACCUGAGAGGAAACAAGCUGCAGUAUUCAGGAGUGAAGCCUCUGUCUGAUCUUGUGGAGAGUCCACACUGCAGUCUGCAGACUCUGAGCUCUCAGAUCAGUCUGACUGAAGCCUGCAAAGAACCAUCAUUACAUUUAGUGACCAUGUGGUCUUUGCACAGAGCAGAACCUCUGCUGAAGUCCAAAUGUGACUGAACUCUAACAGCAGUAAAUCCAUCAUUAAAGUGAGCAGUGAAUGUCUCUCUGUUUCUGCAGUAAUGAU
Molecule: messenger RNA, 913 nt
Organism: Larimichthys crocea (large yellow croaker)
Lineage: Eukaryota; Metazoa; Chordata; Actinopteri; Sciaenidae
Product: NACHT, LRR and PYD domains-containing protein 14-like
Exons: 6
Coding region: 1-846 (281 amino acids)
Molecular function (GO): protein binding
Source: RefSeq, a predicted model, not a curated record